Staurois parvus is the source of this 298-nucleotide messenger RNA. The record is from the annotation of a GenBank genome assembly. Lineage: Eukaryota; Metazoa; Chordata; Amphibia; Anura; Ranidae.
UCAUGCUGCUGCCAGGUCCAGAGUGUCUCAUGGGUCCCUGUACGGCCUCCCAUUGCUGCUGUCUCCAUCGCCACACUCUGCCAUGUGCCACUUUCAGGUCUCCUCACACUGCUGGUGGGUUCCAUUUUGUCAUAGGGUGCUGGCAGAUUACGGGCCUCCCAUUGCUGCUGCCAGGCCCGUAAUCUGCCAUGGGCCCCUGUACCGCCUCCUCAUGCUGCUGCCAGGUCCAGAGUGUCUCAUGGGUCCCUGUACGGCCUCCCAUUGCUGCUGUCUCCAUCGCCACACUCUGCCAUGUGCC